Formica exsecta is the source of this 489-nucleotide messenger RNA. Its product is annotated as pre-mRNA-splicing factor CWC22 homolog. The annotation marks the transcript as partial. NCBI's taxonomy places the organism in Eukaryota, Metazoa, Arthropoda, Insecta, Hymenoptera, Formicidae. Gene Ontology annotation, molecular function: RNA binding; protein binding. The record is from RefSeq and is a predicted model, not a curated record. Gene Ontology annotation, biological process: mRNA splicing, via spliceosome. Gene Ontology annotation, cellular component: catalytic step 2 spliceosome. The transcript has a single exon.
AGAGGUUUGUUGGCGCGUUCUAUUAUUCAAGCGCAAGCUGCUUCUCCAACAUUCACUCCAGUUUAUGCAGCACUAACAGGUAUAAUCAAUUCUAAGUUCCCUGAUAUAGGUGAAUUGGUAUUGACGCGUCUCGUUCUGCAAUUUAAACGUGGGUUUAAAAGAAAUGAUAAACCUUUGUGUAUAUCCUCAGGCACAUUUAUAGCACAUUUGGUUAAUCAAGGUGUAGCCUAUGAAAUUAUUGCUUUAGAAAUUUUGACUCUGUUAUUGGAAACACCAACAGAUGAUUCCGUUGAAGUGGCGAUAGCAUUUUUGAAGGAAUGUGGCAUGAAGCUGACAGAGGUUUCGCGAAGAGGUGUAGAAGCCAUCUUUGAGAUGUUAAGAAACAUACUACACGAAGGACAAUUGGAUAAGCGAGUUCAAUAUAUGAUAGAAGUUAUGUUUCAAAUCAGAAAGGAUGGAUUUAAGGAUCACGAAGCUGUUCCCCAAGAA